AUGCAUUAUUUCCUCCUGCUUGUCGUCGGUCUAGCCGUGGCUGUUUCAGCCUACGAGCCCAUCAACAAUGACUACCACAACACCAUAGGUGUUUAUGAAGCUGCUCGUAUCAAAAAGGCUGAAGAGUCAAUUGACUUCGACGGCAGCAGGAUCACAGGAGGAAACGCUGCUUCACUUGGUCAAUUCCCUUAUUUGGGCGGUUUACUCAUCACAUUACAAGAUGGCAGACAAUCAGUCUGUGGUUCUAGUCUUAUCAGUAACACCAGAUCAAUAACUGCAGCUCACUGCUGGAGAACUGGUAGAGUUACUGCCCGUCAAUUCACUAUUGUUCUUGGUUCUACAACUCUGUUCUCUGGCGGCACCCGUGUAACCACUAGUAAUGUUCGUGUCCACCCGAACUACAAUGCAAACACUGUAGCCAAUGACAUAGCUGUUAUUAUUUUCAACAGCAUUUCCUUAAAUGACAACAUAAGGCCCAUCGGCCUGGCCAGUGGUUCUAACCUAUUUGUGGGAACUUGGGCAACAGCUAUUGGUUUUGGUCGUACCAGUGAUUCGUCCGGUGCCUCUCCCAAUCUCAGACACGUCAACUUGCAAGUAAUCACCAACGCGGUUUGCAGACGUACCUAUGGCCGAAUUAUAAUUGAUUCCACAAUUUGUGUCGCUACUCCUAAUGGACGUAGCACGUGCCAAGGUGACUCUGGAGGUCCUCUUGCUGUAGGAAACACAUUGAUUGGAGUGACAUCAUUUGGUCAUCGUAGUGGAUGUACUCGGGGACACCCAGCUGCAUUUGGAAGAAUCACAUCCUUCUAUUCUUGGAUCCGUGGCAAUAUGUAA
Danaus chrysippus (African queen) is the source of this 834-nucleotide messenger RNA. Lineage: Eukaryota; Metazoa; Arthropoda; Insecta; Lepidoptera; Nymphalidae. The record is from the annotation of a GenBank genome assembly.